CGCACUCCUCUGUUGUAAACUUUCUGGGACUUUAAUCGCGGCAGUACGGAUGUAUGACUGCCACGCAUUCGGCAUUACCGACACGUCUCCGCUCUAUCGGCACCGGUAUCCUUGUUGCACGAGCGGAUGAUGGUAGCAUCCGACUAUCAUGCCACAAACAGCAGUUCAUCGAAGAACUACUCCCCACCCGCAAUGCAGCUGGCAUUGAAAUACAGCUGGACUCGGAUGUCUGCCCCGGGAUGUUUCCAUGUCUUUGACUUAGGCUUCUCUAUCUGAACAUGAGUGGGACAACCUAAAGGCUCAACUUACUUUUUCAAGAUCACGCUCUUGAUCGACAUUAAGGCUCUCAAGCACCCACCCACCAACGAUGGAUCCCAGUUCAGUCCCAGACUUUGACGACUUGCCUAAGGUCGAUGGGCAGCCUCAAGGUUGUGCCUGGGGCGUCUUUGAUAAAGACGGCAAGAAGGAUGUCUUUGGCACCUUGAACUUCCUCACACCCCAGAUCGUCGCCGCAGCUGCUGCGGAGGUCAAGGACGGCGUUUCCAUUUCUCUCAACUGGCCGCUGAAUGGCAUCAAAUUUCCCCUGCCGGGCCGCAAGCCUCCGGUCCACCGGCCCCAGCCGCUGAGGGACAUGGGCAUGGACUGCGAAGGCUGGGAUGACGAGCUCGACUUCAACACGCAGUUCAGCAGCCAGUGGGACAGCCUCUGCCACUUCACCACUGACGGUACCACCUACAACGGCCUGAGGCCGACCAAGGAGGGUCUCUCGGUGCAGUCGACGGCCGAGAACGAGCUGCCGACCAUCGAGCACUGGCACUCACGGGGCGCCCUAGUCGGCCGGGGUGUCCUGAUCGACUGGAAGCGGUACCACGAGGAGACGACGGGCACGCCGUACCACCCGCUCGACGGGUAUCGGAUCAUGCCCGAAGAAAUUGAGAAAGUGGCCAAGCACCAGGGCGUCGAGUUCAAGCACGGCGACAUUCUGAUCAUCCGCACGGGCUACACCGAGAUGCUCGAGGCCCCGACACCCGAGGACUUUGCCAAGCUUCAGGCUCUCACGCUGUCCGGUGUGCACGGAAGCGUGGACACAGCGCGGUGGGUGUGGAACCAUCGGUUUGCCGCCGUGGCCGGCGACGCUCAUGGUUUUGAGGCGCUCCCCGCGCACAAGCCUGAUGGCACUCCCGGUGCAAUUUCAGAUCUGGUCCUGCACCCCUGGUUUCUCAACCAGUUCGGCAUGCCCAUCGGCGAGCUCUGGGAUCUCAAAGCCCUCAGCGAGUACUCCAAGAAGACUGGCAGAUACAGUUUCCUUCUUACGUCGGUGCCCCUGAACCACCCUGGCCUUGUGGCCUCGCCGCCCAACGCUGUGGCCCUGUUCUAAUUAAACAGAAGCAACCAUUCAUACCGUUGAGUAUAAUAUCAAAAUCACUACAGUAUAUCUUCGAGCACAAGUUGUCUAUGUUGACCAGCUGCGCUCUGCAAGAUUCGUCGGCUUGGCCGUAGGGCAUGCCCU
Messenger RNA from Parathielavia appendiculata, 1510 nucleotides. RefSeq lists its product as uncharacterized. Gene Ontology annotation, molecular function: arylformamidase activity. The transcript is spliced from 3 exons. Bases 368 to 1378 code for a protein of 336 amino acids. NCBI's taxonomy places the organism in Eukaryota, Fungi, Ascomycota, Sordariomycetes, Sordariales, Chaetomiaceae. The record is from RefSeq and is a predicted model, not a curated record.